Molecule: messenger RNA, 156 nt
Organism: Plasmodium gallinaceum
Lineage: Eukaryota; Apicomplexa; Aconoidasida; Haemosporida; Plasmodiidae
Product: conserved Plasmodium protein, unknown function
Exons: 1
Coding region: 1-156 (51 amino acids)
Source: RefSeq, a predicted model, not a curated record
AUGUUUUAUCCUGGUAUGUUUAGAGAAAAACCAAAAGAUUUGCUUUCAGAUAAAUGGAAGAUUAUUUUAAGGGUGUCAGGAUUUCUUGUCUCUUGUUAUUUAAUAUGUUAUCAUGGAGAAUUGUUUGAUAUACCUGAGCACAAUAAAUUAUCUUAA